Molecule: messenger RNA, 3524 nt
Organism: Meriones unguiculatus (Mongolian gerbil)
Lineage: Eukaryota; Metazoa; Chordata; Mammalia; Rodentia; Muridae
Gene: Mical1
Product: microtubule associated monooxygenase, calponin and LIM domain containing 1
Exons: 25
Coding region: 207-3434 (1075 amino acids)
Molecular function (GO): FAD binding; protein binding
Source: RefSeq, a predicted model, not a curated record
CCGCUGUGCUCUGCGCUGGCGCUGCGGUCCGGACUCCUCGGAACUCCCCGGCUCCCGCCGCCCCGCAUCUCUUGCUUCCCCUGUGCCACCCCUUCCUCCGCCCUAGCCCUAGGACACCCUUCCGCCAGGAAGCGGCUCUUCCAGCCCCAGAACCGCGGGGCGCUGGGUUUUGCCCAGCUGCUCCUCUUGUCAGUGGGGGGCCCUGUAUGGCUUCACCAACCCCCACCAACCCAGCACAUAACCACUUUGAGAGCUUUGUACAGGCGCAGCUUUGCCAGGAUGUGCUGAGCAGCUUUGAGGGGCUCUGUAGAGCCCUGGGAGUGGAGUCUGGCGGGGGAUUACCCCAGUAUCACAAGAUCAAGGCCCAGCUCAACUACUGGAGUGCCAAGUCACUGUGGGCCAAGUUGGACAAGAGAGCAGGCCAGCCCGUGUACCAGCAAGGCCAAGCCUGUACCAACACCAAGUGCCUGGUGGUAGGUGCUGGGCCUUGUGGACUUCGGGCUGCCGUCGAGCUGGCGCUGUUAGGUGCCCGAGUGGUGCUUGUGGAGAAGCGUACCAAGUUCUCUCGACACAAUGUGCUCCACCUCUGGCCCUUCACCAUCCAUGACCUUCGGGCACUUGGGGCCAAGAAGUUCUACGGGCGUUUCUGCACUGGUACCCUGGACCAUAUCAGCAUCCGACAGCUUCAGCUGCUUCUGCUGAAGGUGGCGUUACUGUUGGGGGUGGAAAUUCACUGGGGCAUCACUUUCACCGGCCUGCAGCCCCCUCCCAGGAAAGGGAGUGGCUGGCGUGCCCAGCUCCAGCCCAAUCCCCCAGCUCAACUGGCCAACUAUGAAUUUGAUGUCCUCAUCUCGGCUGCAGGGGGUAAAUUCAUCCCUGAAGGCUUUACCAUCCGAGAGAUGCGUGGCAAACUGGCCAUCGGCAUCACAGCAAACUUUGUGAAUGGGCGCACGGUGGAGGAGACACAGGUGCUGGAGAUCAGUGGUGUAGCCCGGAUCUACAACCAAAAAUUCUUCCAGAGCCUGCUCAAAGCCACAGGCAUUGAUCUGGAGAACAUUGUCUACUACAAGGAUGAUACCCACUACUUUGUGAUGACAGCCAAGAAGCAGUGCCUGCUGCGGCUGGGCGUGCUGCGCCAGGACCUGCCGGAGACCGAUCAGCUGCUGGGCAGUGCCAAUGUGGUCCCCGAGGCUCUGCAGCGCUUUGCCAGGGCGGCUGCUGACUUUGCCACACACGGCAAGCUUGGGAAGCUAGAGUUUGCUCAGGAUGCACGUGGGCGGCCCGAUGUGGCAGCCUUUGACUUCACCAGCAUGAUGCGGGCAGAGAGUUCUUCUCGCGUGCAGGAAAAGCAUGGUGCCCGCCUGCUGCUGGGGCUGGUAGGGGACUGCCUGGUGGAGCCCUUCUGGCCUCUGGGCACUGGAGUGGCCCGGGGCUUCUUGGCAGCCUUCGAUGCAGCCUGGAUGGUGAAACGGUGGGCAGAGGGUGCCGAACCCCUGGAGGUGUUGGCUGAACGUGAGAGCUUGUACCAGCUUCUGUCACAAACAUCCCCUGAGAAUAUGCAUCGAAAUGCAGCCCAGUAUGGGUUGGACCCUGCCACCCGAUACCCCAACCUGAAUCUCCGGGCUGUAACCCCCAAGCAGGUGCAAGACCUGUAUGACGUGAUGGACAAGGAGCAUGUGCAGAGGAGGAGUGACAAGACAGAUUCAGGGAAGACAAGCGCAGGGUCAGCAGGCACCCAGGAACUCCUGCACUGGUGUCAGGAGCAGACAGCGGGGUUUCCUGGAGUCCACAUCACCGACUUUUCCUCCUCGUGGGCUGACGGGCUAGCUCUGUGCGCCCUGGUGCACCGCCUACAGCCUGGCCUGCUGGAACCGUCAGAGCUGCAGGGCAUGGGAGCUCUCGAAGCCACUUCCUGGGCACUGAAGGUGGCAGAACACGAGCUGGGCAUCACGCCAGUGUUGUCUGCACAGGCAGUAGUGGCAGGCAGUGACCCGCUGGGCCUCAUCGCCUACCUCAGCCACUUCCACAGUGCUUUCAAGAGCGUGCCCCAGCGCUCAGGCCUUGUCAGCCAGACUUCUGGAACCUCCAGUGCUAUCCUUUUCCUUGGCAAACUCCAGAGGACCCUACAACGGACCCGGGCCAAGGACCAUGGGGAGGAAGCUGGUGACAAGCCUUCCUUGCCGGUAGAGGCUGAGACUCCAUGUACUGAGGAGACACCCCUCUCUGAGCCCAGCGCAGCCCCGGCACUGCCACCCGAACACCAGCAGGGGUCUGUGCAGGCGGGGGCAGAGGACCUCUGUGAACGCUGCGGGAAACGCCUCUAUCUACUGGAACGCUUCUGUGUGGACGGCCAUUUCUUCCACCGGAGCUGCUUCUGCUGCCACACCUGCGAGGCCACGCUGUGGCCAGGUGGCUACGGGCAACACCUAGAAGAUGGUUUUUUCUACUGUCUCCAACACCUACCCCAGGAUGACCAAAAGGAGGCUGACAGCAACGGAAGUCUAGAGAGCCAGGAUCUCCCUAUAUCAGAUGACAACAGCAUACAGCCUGGCCCCUCCACUCCUGCACCUCCCAUGGAGAGGGUCAGCUCGGUCCCAAGCCCCAGCCAGCCUGCCCGUCGGAUGAUCCGCCUCUCCAGCUUAGAACGCCUGCAGCUGCCCUCCCUGGACUUCAUCCUGGACUCAGGAGUGGAGCCUCCUGCCAAGCCCCCACGGAGCUGCAGGGCCUUGGCCCAACAGGCUCUGGAGAAAAGCUUUGUUGGCUGGGGUGUUCCAGUCCAAGCACCAGAAAUUCCUGAGGCCACAGAGAAGGCUGAAGAGAGUCCCCCUCCCAGUGAGGAGGAGGAAGAAGAGGAGGAAGAGGAGGCAGAGGAAGAAGUACCUUUGGAGCCACACUUGGAGCAGACUCUGCUGACCUUGGCCAAGAACUCAGGCACUAUGACUAAGUAUCCGACCUGGUGCCGAACCCUCAUGCGCCGUGCCAAAGAGGAGGAGAUGAAGAGGUUUUGCAAGGCCCAGGCCAUCCAGCGAAGACUAAAUGAGAUUGAGGCCGCCGUGAGAGAGCUAGAGACCGAAGGCAAGAGGGUGGAGCUGGCCUUGAGGAGACAGAGCAGCUCUCCAGAGGAGCAAAAGAAACUCUGGCUAGAACAGCUGCUACAGCUCAUUCAGCAGAGAAACAGCCUCGUGACUGAAGAGGCUGAGCUCAUGAUCACGGUGCGGGAGAUGGACCUGGAAGAGAAGCAGAGGCAGCUGGACCAGGAGUUGCGGGGCUACAUGAAUCGGGAAGAAACCAUGAAGACAGAGGCUGAUCGUAAGUCUGAGAACCAGGUCCUCAGGGAGCUGUUGGAUGUGGUGAACCAGCGGGAUGCCCUCAUCCGCUUCCAGGAAGAGCGAAGGCUCAGUGAGAUGAGUUUAGGGACAGGGGCCCAGGGAUAGAAGAUGCUCAGCUGCUUCCCUGCCCUCUAAGCAAGACACCAUCGAAGGGCUGCGCCUUUGCUGUUUACAAUAAAAGUGUUAUGGCCAUGA